GGGGCCCACCCCUCCGGGUUUUGCCGGAGUCCCCUGCCCGCCUGUCCCCCUCAAGGCGCCGCGACCCCCCGGCCUGGCCGUACGGCCCGCCGGGGCCAUGGCGAAGAAGAGCGCCGAGAACGGCAUCUACAGCGUGUCGGGCGAUGAGAAGAAGGGUCCCCUCAUCGCAUCCGGGCCCGAUGGGGCCCCGGCCAAGGGCGAUGGCCCUGCCGGCCCGGGGAUGCCCGUCGGCCAUAUCGCCGUGCCACCGCGCGAGACCUGGACACGCCAGAUGGACUUCAUCAUGUCUUGCGUGGGCUUCGCCGUGGGCCUGGGCAACGUGUGGCGCUUCCCCUACCUGUGCUAUAAGAACGGCGGAGGUGUGUUCCUUAUUCCCUAUGUUCUGAUCGCCCUGGUUGGAGGAAUUCCCAUUUUCUUCCUGGAAAUCUCACUGGGCCAGUUCAUGAAGGCUGGCAGCAUCAACGUCUGGAACAUCUGUCCCCUAUUCAAAGGCCUGGGCUAUGCCUCCAUGGUGAUCGUCUUCUACUGCAACACCUACUACAUCAUGGUGCUGGCCUGGGGUUUCUAUUACCUGGUAAAGUCCUUCACCACCACUUUGCCCUGGGCCACAUGUGGCCAUACCUGGAACACUCCUGACUGUGUGGAGAUCUUUCGCCACGAAGACUGUGCCAAUGCCACCCUGGCCAACCUCACAUGUGACCAGCUUGCUGACCGCCGGUCCCCUGUCAUCGAGUUCUGGGAGAACAAAGUCUUGCGGCUCUCUGCAGGGCUGGAGGUGCCAGGGGCCCUCAAUUGGGAAGUGACCCUGUGCCUGCUUGCCUGCUGGGUGCUGGUAUACUUCUGCGUGUGGAAAGGGGUCAAGUCAACAGGAAAGAUCGUGUACUUCACUGCUACAUUCCCCUAUGUGGUCCUCGUCGUGCUGUUGGUGCGAGGAGUGCUAUUGCCUGGAGCCUUGGAUGGCAUCAUCUACUAUCUCAAGCCUGACUGGUCAAAGCUGGGGUCCCCUCAGGUAUGGAUAGAUGCUGGGACCCAGAUUUUCUUUUCUUAUGCCAUUGGCCUGGGGGCCCUCACAGCCCUGGGAAGCUACAACCGCUUCAACAAUAACUGCUACAAGGAUGCCAUCAUCCUGGCACUCAUCAACAGUGGUACCAGUUUCUUUGCUGGCUUCGUGGUCUUUUCCAUCCUGGGCUUCAUGGCCACAGAGCAGGGUGUGCACAUCUCCAAGGUGGCAGAAUCAGGGCCCGGCCUGGCCUUCAUCGCCUACCCCAGAGCUGUCACACUAAUGCCUGUGGCCCCGCUCUGGGCUGCCCUGUUUUUCUUCAUGCUGCUGCUGCUUGGUCUGGAUAGCCAGUUUGUAGGUGUGGAAGGCUUCAUCACUGGGAUUUUGGACCUCCUCCCGGCCUCCUACUACUUCCGUUUCCAAAGGGAGAUCUCUGUGGCUCUCUGUUGCGUCCUCUGCUUUGUCAUCGAUCUCUCCAUGGUGACAGAUGGCGGGAUGUAUGUCUUCCAGCUGUUUGACUACUACUCAGCCAGUGGUACCACCCUGCUCUGGCAAGCCUUUUGGGAAUGUGUGGUAGUGGCCUGGGUUUAUGGAGCCGACCGCUUCAUGGAUGACAUUGCAUGUAUGAUUGGGUACCGACCUUGCCCCUGGAUGAAAUGGUGCUGGUCCUUCUUCACCCCGCUGGUUUGCAUGGGGAUCUUCAUCUUCAACGUUGUAUAUUACAAGCCACUGGUCUACAAUAAUACCUAUGUAUACCCAUGGUGGGGUGAGGCCAUAGGCUGGGCCUUCGCACUCUCCUCGAUGCUGUGUGUGCCCCUUCAUCUGCUGGGAUGCCUCCUUAGGGCCAAGGGAACUAUAGCAGAGCGUUGGCAGCACCUGACCCAGCCUAUCUGGGGCCUCCACCACUUGGAGUACAGAGCUCAGGAUGCAGAUGUCAGGGGCCUGACCACCCUGACCCCAGUGUCUGAGAGCAGCAAGGUCGUUGUGGUGGAGAGUGUCAUGUGACAUGCACCCCCAGCUCACAUCACCAGCUCAUCCUCUGGUAGCCAUAGCAGCCCCUGCUUUAUUUAGCCCCUACCCCACCCUUCUAGGGGCUUGCCUUUCCUUGAGUUUUGGGGUCUGCCUGGGGGGGAGGGGAGAAAAGCACUAUGAGUGCUAAAAUAACUUUUUUCCAUUUUUAAUAAAACGCCAAAAAUAUCACAACCCACCAAAAAUAGAUGCCUCUCCUCCCCUCCCCCCAGCCCCUAGCCAACCUAGUCCACACAAGGCUCCCAGGCUCUACCUCCCACCCUUCCCCUACUGCCUAGGACCCACCUCCUUACCAUUAGCCCACUCUGCCUACCUCCCAGGCUCUGCUCUGUAGUAUGCCCUCACCCCAAAAGCAGCAGUGGCAGCUUGGGGAAUAGAGGGGGGGGUGAGGGGUGAAGCAGGAUGGAAGAGGCAAGGGAGAAGCAGCAGAACCAAGGCUUUCAAAUGUUUCAGCUGGACUAGACCCCCUAUCCCUAUCCCUAUUCUAGCUCAGAGAGCCAGACAGCAAGGGAACCUUCUGGUCCCUGCACCAACAGCCACCAAUAUCAAUUGUGUGAGUGUGUGAGCGUAUAUGCGUAUGUGACAUAGAUCUUUCUCUUAGCGAAGGUGAAUACCAGAUGUAAAUGGUGCCUCUGAGCCAAGGAGGCUUGUAUUUUGCACAUUUUAUAAAAACUUGAGGAGUGAGAUUUCUGCUUGUAUAUUUCUAAACAGAAAAGAGCCCGAACCAUCCUUUCAUUACCUUCUCCCUUCCUUGCAGCCCCUCCCCUUCUUUGCCCCUAGCCAAGGAGUGUGAAUUUAUAGAUCUAAUUUUCAUAGGCAAAACAAAGCUUCAAGCUUCAGGCUGUUGAGUGAGAGUAUGUUGUAUGGAUGUGUGUGGAUGUACUCUCCAGCCCCAAAAUGGGGUGGGAAAGUGCUUGGUGGGAGCCAUAGGGGGUGUCUUCACAUUGCCCCUUUGCACUUAAGUCUGCAGGGUGGGGAUGCUGUCAUUCAGUUCCAGGAAUCUGGGACUAUUCACCUGGCAUGCUCAGGCUAGCCCAUACCCUGCUCCCUGGGCUGGGCCUGACUGCAGGGAUCAUCCAUGGGCACAGCCCAGGAAAGGGAUCCCAGGCUCCGGCCUCCAAGCUUAAAGGCUGAUGUACUUUUCCUAUCUCCAGUCUUCCGUGUAGCAGCUUUAACCCACAUCUGUGUCCUAUCAAGCCCAAACAGCUGAGUGGCCCCUAGAAAGGAUCUCUCCCUAAGGGGAUAGACUUAUGCCUAAUGGGUGGGGCCAGGUGAGGGAUGGGCCUAUGGAGGACGUUCUUACUGUGCUAAAAAGCCACUGCAAACAUAGCAAUAAAAACACAUCAUUUUCCAAA
Dipodomys ordii (Ord's kangaroo rat) is the source of this 3384-nucleotide messenger RNA. RefSeq names its product solute carrier family 6 (neurotransmitter transporter), member 8 (gene Slc6a8). The transcript is spliced from 13 exons. Bases 98 to 2005 code for a protein of 635 amino acids. Gene Ontology annotation, biological process: sodium ion transmembrane transport; neurotransmitter transport. NCBI's taxonomy places the organism in Eukaryota, Metazoa, Chordata, Mammalia, Rodentia, Heteromyidae. The record is from RefSeq and is a predicted model, not a curated record. Gene Ontology annotation, molecular function: creatine:sodium symporter activity. Gene Ontology annotation, cellular component: plasma membrane.